AUGGGUACAGAGAUGUGUACACCACACAUUAUGGGUUUUGGACCACACAACACGAGCGCAAUGCCUUCGUUCCAGCUGCGGGUCGUGGCGCUCGUACUGCAGCAGCAUCCCAGUGUCACGGCCUUGAAGCACAUUGGCCCAGCCGUCUCCAGCUUCCUAGGCCCGGGCGUGAACCUGUCGCUCUGCACUUCGGAGGACGACCGCGCGUCCUCGUGGACGCUGUGCAACUACCUGCGGUCGGAGCCCAACUACCACCAGUGGCAGUUCCGCAAGGCGCUGGGAGUUGCUGCCGGUCGGGGGCACGUCAAGACAGUUAACUGGUUGUUGGACCAUUUUUCGGGCUUUGAAAUUCCAUCGGAAGUCGUCACAGCAGCCGCCAAAGGGGGCCAUUUCCCAGUGUUGAAGCUGCUGCUGAACCAAGACGCUGGACGUGACAAAGAGCAUGAGGCCAAGGAGGUGACUGUCCUGGACGACGAAUGGGUGGACAGCGUCCCGGUGAUGCCAAAGGGCUGGAACGGCAACGGUCCGGGCAAUGCGGUCAGGUGGGGCGGCCACGCCAUCCGCGAGGCCACUACUGCUGGGUUCUACAGCGUCGCCCGCUGGCUGCAUGACAACACGCCGCACCUGACAAACGAGAGCGAGUCCUGGGAGAUCGUCGAAAUCGCUGCGAACGCCGGGGCGAUUGCGCUCGCUGAGGCCGUGAAGCCGCCGAACCGCAACAUCAUGCAGUACAUGCACUCGGAGAUGACGCCUGCAGCCUUGAAGUGGAUACUGGAGAAUGGACAUGAAGAGCUCAUCAAGAAGAACCAGGAUAUGGCGGCGAUGGCGUUUCGGGUGGCUGCUGGCAGUGGAGACCUGGAACUCGCUCAACGCAUCGCGGGGCUGCGCAACGCCCGGAAGAGGAAUGCUGACUGGCCGUCACUGUGGGAGUGUAGUAUUAUCGAUGCGUGUUCGCGUGGCGACCUCGCGAUGGUGCAGUGGCUGACGAAGCAGCCGCUAGGUCGCAAGAUCUGCAAGCGCUUGAAGGAUGGAGAUGAUAUCACGCUCACCAAUUUGCUCCGAGAUGCAGCGGGUAGUGGCCACGUUGAAGUGGUGGAAUAUCUCUUCAGGCAAGGAUUCACGGACGAAAACGCGUCUGCCAUGGUGCGUGCGGCUCGCGAGGGUCGGUUGGAUGGCUUAUUGAACAUAAGCCACUCGACCGAUGCUGUUAAAGCUGCGGCGAGUAAUGGCCACUUGGCGAUUCUGCAGUUUAUUCACGACCAGGAAGCGUCGCUGCCCCGUGGGCUGGUGCUUGAAGGAUCCGAGUACGACGUGAAGCGAAGACUGGUAGAGAAGCCCAUUCACUGGUGGACUACAUGGCUGCUGAAAACGCACCCGGAGCUGAUUCCUCAGCGCAACCGACUGUGGAUUUCCCCCGACAAUUUAUUUGAUGCCCUCUUGUUCCUGGAAGUGAACUACCCAACGAUGUUUACUCCAGAGUUCGCGCGUGGUACCAGAGCCAAUAUGUUGAGCGAAGAUGGUGAAACUAGCGAUUUCUUGGUUCUAAACUGGCUAAACAAAUAUCCGGGCGAACCUACGGAGGAGGCAGAACCCCUCAGCACUUGGUGGACCCAGCUCUAG
Molecule: messenger RNA, 1620 nt
Organism: Phytophthora sojae
Lineage: Eukaryota; Oomycota; Peronosporomycetes; Peronosporales; Peronosporaceae
Exons: 4
Coding region: 1-1620 (539 amino acids)
Source: RefSeq, a predicted model, not a curated record